AUGGUGAUAACAGGCAUCUCCUCUCCAGCAUUUUUGUUUUACAGAAAGGAUUGCAAAACCAGAAAAUCGCGGUUGAUAAACAAGGACUGCAGAGUAAUCGAGCCUUACUUGGCUGCCAAUCAGUAUAUGGAGUUCACGAAUGCAAUCGGGCUCGAAGGGAAAUUCUACGCCAUUAGCCGGCAGGGGAGUCUUGCUGUAAUCGAAUACAAAGAUGAUGAUGAUUGCAGGGAUUAUGAGAUUACUUGCUUGGGAAAAAACCGGGCAGUUCAUAAAAAAGCUUCGAAACACUUUAGGGAGUACUUGAUUGAGUAUAAAGAUGAAUCUUUUUGGGGUUCGGUUGAUGUGGUGGAUGAUGUUGAGGUUUUCAGGCUAGAUAAAUCGAGGUUGUUUUGGGAGGCAGUGGUGGAAAAGUUGCCGGAGGAUGCGGUGUUUUUUGUCGAGGAUAAGUGUUGUUUGGGGAUUCCGGCGAGUUUGUUGGGGUGCAAAAGUGGGAGCAAUUGCAUUUACUUCACUCACAGUGGAGUCGAGUCUUGGAUUUUGUGGCGGCCGUUACUUGGAGUCUACGUGAUAAACCCUAAAAUUCCCCAAAUAAAACUCCCCUUCGAUUGCAUGUGCAGCAAAAUCCAAUCGCAAUUCGCAGGCGAGAGUAUGGGUUUGAUGAAGAAGAAGACGAAGAAGAAAGAACGAAAAUCAUCCCAAAAUAAGGUCGGCGGACAGGAACAACAAACGCCGUGGCUAAAUCUCCCCUUCACCGGCUACGCAUUUCGGCGGCGGCAGAAGAUCAUAAUGGACCACAUAUCCGGCGCCGGCGGCGUCACCAAGUCAUGGCUUGUCCAAAUCAACAUCCCUCCCGACAUCAAACAAACCCCCGUCCCCAAAAAUUGGGAUUAUUGGAACCACUGCAAAUCCGCCAUAAAAGGCUACUCCCAUAAAAUUGAAGUGGUUUUGUAUACGAAUUCCAUGAUCUCUUGUAACGGUAAAGACAUCCGUUGGAUCCCCAGCGUGCCCUUCCGAGUCGCUACCUUCUCAUCGGUGCCCGAUUAUUGGAAGAAGGAAGGUAGAGGAAAUUGUAUUUUGAGCCUUAUGGUGGUAACAGGCAUAUCCUCUCCAGCUUUUUCGGUUUACAUAGAGGAUUGCUACACCAAAAAAUAUCGGUGGAUAAACAAGGACUGCAGAGUAAUCGAGCCUUACUCGGCUGCCAAUCAGUAUAUGGAGUUCACGAAUGCAAUCGGGCUCGAAGGGAAAUUUUACGCCAUUAGCCGGCAGGGGAGUCUUGCUAAACACUUUAGGGAGUACUUGAUUGAGUAUAAAGGUGGAAUCUUUUUGGUUCUUUUGGUGUCGAGGGGUUCGGUUGAUGUAGUUGAUGAUGUUGAGGUUUUCCGGUUGGAUAAAUCGAGAUUGUUUUGGGAGACGGCGGUGGAGAAGUUGCCGGAGGAUGCGGUGUUUUUUGUCGAGGAUAAGUGUUGUUUGGGGAUUCCGGCGAGUUUGUUGGGGUGCAAAAGUGGGAGCAAUUGCAUUUACUUCACUCACAGUGGAGUCGAGUCUUGGUUUCGUUUCGACAUGGAAACGAGCUGCAUUACGGCUACAGCCGGACCCGAACUCGAACUUGAUCUUCUGAUCUGA
Striga asiatica is the source of this 1623-nucleotide messenger RNA. NCBI's taxonomy places the organism in Eukaryota, Viridiplantae, Streptophyta, Magnoliopsida, Lamiales, Orobanchaceae. The record is from the annotation of a GenBank genome assembly.